GUCAAUGGGCGAUCCUAAAGGUCCAUGGCCUAGGUUGGUGACCUUCAUUGCACUUUGAAGGGGCGCCCGCCUAAGGUCGGCCCAAGUGGCCGAGCCUACGUCAUAAUUUGUGGUAGAGGGGGCCUGCGUUCGCGCGGCUCCUACCAAAUCUAAACAAAAUCUUUCACUGGUGGGCUUCCUGAAUUAUUGAGGCCCAACUACCGGUACUACUAUUAAUAGAAAAUGUACUGAUAUUCUGGUAGUCUCUAUUUUCAAGUAUGUGAAAAUUAUUAUGUUUACUCUAAAUUAAUUAUAAGUUGGUGCUCCUAGGAUGUCGGGGCUUAUAAAAUUGUUAAUUUCAUGCUAAUGUUUGUCAUAUGACACUCUUUGAAGGUCCCAACAUUUCGUCGUUAAACCUCGAAACAUUUAUCAGAUUCUUGGUUAAUUUGAAAAAAAGUUUGGGGGUAAAUAAGAAAUUUUAAACCCAAUUAAACAACCGUAGAAAUUAGGCCUAGGUUUCAGCAUGAUUAGUAUUGUGAGGUCUAUUUUAUCCAAUUCAAGAGAAAACUUGAAAGAUAAUGUUCACAAGAUUGUUUCCGUUUUGAACUACUUCAUUGAAAAGAGGUUAAUAGUCCAAGGGACCAUUUUUCAUGGGCAUUUGAUAAAAAAAGGCGUUUCAUCUCAGAAGCAUAUUGCCGUUAAGUUGCUUAUUUUGUACCUUAAAUCCAGAAAACCAAAUGAAAUUAAUCAGAUGCUGAAGGAGUUUGAUGGGUUCAACUUAGUUGUGCAUAAUUGUCUUAUUACUGCUAAUCUUGAAUGGGGAAAGCUGGACGAAGCUCGUAGACUGUUUGAGGAAAUGCCUGAGAGAAAUGAAGUUUCUUGGACAGCUGUAAUUUCGGGGUUGUUGAGGUCUGAAAAAGUUGAAGAGGCGAUUCUGUACUUUGAGAGAAACCCAUUUCAGAAUCUGUUUUCGUGGACAGCAGUUAUCAGUGGGCUUGUUCAAAAUGGGUCAAGUUUUAAAGCAAUGAAGUAUUUUCUGGAGAUGCUUCAAUGUGGAGUUAUGCCUAAUGCUGUCACUUUUACUUCCAUUAUUAGAGCAUGUGGAGAGCGGGGUGAUUUUAAUUUGGGAAUGAGUGUAUUGGGUUUGAUUGUUAAGAUUGGCUAUGAAAAUAACUUGUCAGUUUCGAAUUCUUUGAUCACGUUUAACUUGAGACUAAAUGAUACUGUUUCAGCUAGGACAAUUUUUGAUAGGAUGCAGAGUAAAGAUGUCGUUUCGUGGACAGCGAUUCUUGACAUGUAUGUUCAGAUGGGAGAAUUGGCAGAAGCUCGUCGUAUCUUUGAUGAGAUGCCAGAAAGAAAUGAAGUUUCUUGGAGUACGAUGAUCUCGAGGUACAGUCAGAGUGGUGAUGCAGAAGAGGCAGUGAAUCUCUUCGUUCGCAUGGUCCAACAAGGGUUUAAACCAAACAAGUCAUGUUUUGCUAGUGUAGUAAGUGCGUUGGCUAGCCUGGAAGCUUCAAUAAUGGGAAGGAUUGUUCAUGGACAUAUAUUAAAAAUCGGGAUGGAGAGAGAUGCUUACAUUGGCAGCUCACUUGUUGACCUGUACUGCAAAUGUGGAAGCACCAAGGAUGGGCGUGUAGCAUUCGACUCGAUCUUGGAGAAGAAUGUUGUUUGUUGGAAUUCAAUGGUUAGUGGCUAUAGUCUCAAUAACCAGCUCGAAGAAGCUAAUGAGCUAUUUGGCAAGAUACCCCAAAAAGAUAACAUCUCAUGGAAUUCACUAAUAACUGGUUAUUUGGAGUAUGAAAAAUUUGAUGAGGUUUUUGAAGUUUUCGGUGACAUGCUUCUGUCCGGAGAACGACCAAGUAAGUCUACUUUCUCUAGCGUUUUAUGUGCUUGUGCGAGCUUAGCUUCACUAGAAAGGGGGAAGAACUCACAUGGUAAGGCAAUUAAACUUGGUUUUCACUCCGACAUUUUUGUCGACACUGCCCUUGUGGAUAUGUAUGCCAAAUCCGGUGAUGUUGAAAGCGCUAAGAAAAUCUUCAAAAGGAUGCCCAAACUCAAUGAGAUUUCCUGGACAGCUAUGAUUCAAGGUCUUGCAGAAAACGGUUUUGCAGAGGAAGCACUUGCUGUUUUUGAAGAAUUUGAACGGACCAAGUCCCGUAAACCUAAUGAACUGCUUCUUUUAGCUGUUUUAUUUGCUUGCUCCCACUGUGGACUAGUAGAUAAAGGACUCCAUUACUUCAAUUCAAUGGAAAAGGUCUAUAAUAUACAGCCGAAUGAUAGGCACUAUACCUGUGUAGUGGACAUGCUGUCUCGUUCAGGACGUCUUUCUGAAGCAGAGAAGUUCAUCUUGGACAUGCCCUGUGAACCAGAAGUUCAAGCCUGGGCAGCUCUCUUAAGUGGUUGCAAAACAUACAGAAGUGAGAUAAUGGCAGAAAGGGUGGCGGAAAAGAUUUCAGAGCUGGCUGAAAAGCAUCCCGAAGGAUAUGUGUUGCUGUCAAAUGUUUAUGCUUCAGCUGGCAGAUGGUUAGAUGUCUUACACAUGAGAAAACAAAUGAAGGAAAAAGGACUGAGGAAAAGCGGGGGAUGUAGUUGGAUAGAAGUGCGGAACCAACCGCAUUUCUUUUAUUCUCAGGAUGGUUCUCACAAUGAGUUCACAGAAAUUUACGGGGUUUUGGAAUUAAUGAGGUCAGAUAUGCUGCUCACAUAGAUAGUGUCAACUUUUGAAAGACACCUAAAUGAAGCCACCAGAUGCAGAUCAGAGGUCAAAAGAGUUCUAGAGAACAUUCUUGGUGUAGAAAAUGUGAAUGCAGAUCCCAUUGAAUUGAACUGGGUCCAUAAAUCUAAGAAAUGAAAUGCCUGAAGCUGUAAUGGAACUGCAAUACAAGUAGGGAAAGCUCUCUCUUCACUAAUUUCAAUCCCUUGGCAUAGUAGUAGAAGUUUUUUUUCUUCUACCGCCACCAAAAAACAAGAAAGGCUGGAAAGUAGGAAAAAGAGUUGGCUAUAGAAACAAAAAGGAGAGAUUGACUCAUCCCAAAUAGUCGCAAACAUUCUUUAAAGUGUAGUUUAUGACCUUUUACCCAAGGUCAAGGCUCUUCAGAUCAAUAUUCAUUGUUUACUCAAUCAUUGUAUAUUUCCAGAAAGAUGAUAUUUAGAAACAGGAACACUGAUUAUUUGCCUAUAAGAAGUGGCAAUUUUUUGUUCGCAUGAAGGUGAUUUCUUCUCAUCUAUUGUAGCAGUGGUGAUAGAAUUAUCUAGUACCUGUUAUUAGUAGGAGGUGACAGGUACCCCAUGGAAUUAGUCGAUGUGCGCACAAGCUAAACCGAGAUACAGUGGUGUGCUAGUGCAUGUGCAGGUCUCUUGAUAAUUACUUGAGAGAUGAUUUACUUUUAAGUUUCCUUAAAGAUAAUGAAUGGAAAAUUUUUCUGUAACUAUUACUUCACUCAUACAAAAGAAAAUAAAGUUUUGUUCAGUUGCCGCUCA
Molecule: messenger RNA, 3459 nt
Organism: Solanum dulcamara
Lineage: Eukaryota; Viridiplantae; Streptophyta; Magnoliopsida; Solanales; Solanaceae
Product: pentatricopeptide repeat-containing protein At2g13600-like
Exons: 2
Coding region: 503-2686 (727 amino acids)
Biological process (GO): RNA modification
Molecular function (GO): RNA binding; protein binding
Source: RefSeq, a predicted model, not a curated record